GAGGAGGAGGAGAACCGACGAGAAGGAGAGAAAGAGAGAGAUAGAAGCCACUGCCGAGAGAUAGAGAAAUGGCGGCGCUGGUGGCAGGUGUCCAGUAUGGUUUGUCGUCGCACAGCAAUUUUCACGAGAACAAAUCGCUCAUCUUCGUCAAGCUCACGGAUUCGGCGCAACGUGCCAUCGAGGACUUUCUUAGGAAUCGGAAUAAGACCAGCCAGAACCCUACGAUACAGUUCCUAGGAAACGAGGGGCAACUGUCGUUCCCAUCCACGCAAUCCAGCCAUGGCUCGGCGGGCUUCACCUUCAGCCUGUCCGGCAAUCAGGACAUCGAGGGACCUCAGGGUGGCUUCGAGUGCAUUCAACAAACAGGUCCAACGAGUCUGGAAAGUCUCGGAGCGUUGCCGUGUAAAAUGCGGAUACAGGCGAACGACGACGUCUACGAGACAACUAGACAUCGAAUGGCAGUGGCAGAAGAAAAUAAUAAGAACAAAUGCACCAGGGUGAUCAAAGCGAACGGACCGGACAUCGGUCGAAAGGUGAAAGUUAAAAGUACAGGGCGAACGAUGCCACUGGCAUCGAACAAUCCGAGACAUCGGGAACCGUCCUCGUCGAACGUUCAGCCAUCGUCCAUCGGUGGUAAUCAAUCGAGAUUGUCUUCCACCUACAAACCGGCUCCUAGCAGUAAUCCAUCGAUCGUUCGUAAUCAACCGGAGAAAAAGGUCUCCGACAUCAUGCGCAGACCUCUCAAAGAACGGCUGAUACACCUACUUGCUUUGCGACCAUACAAGAAACCCGAGUUGUACGAUCGCAUCAGCAGAGAAGGAAUAAAGGAACGCGAACGCAGUAGCAUGACAACGAUUCUGAAGCAAGUGGCCUUCAUGCGGGACAACACGUAUCAUCUGCAUAGGUACGUUUGGAACGACGUCCAGGAAGAUUGGCCGUAUUACACGGAACAGGAAAAGGCCAUGUUGAAGAGAAGGAAACCUCAGAACCUUACGCCACCUGGAUCCAGCGAUGGUGGAUCUAGCGGUAGCGGACAGUCACCGAAUUCCGUUCAUCCGGGUUCGCCUCCGGCGAUAACGGGGCCCCCACCAAAUCUUCUUAGCAAGAGACCUGGCUAUUAUCAGGGUAACGACGGUUUGCCGACGAAGAAGCCACGAAUAUCGCAUUAUAAAAAGCCCGAACCAAGCUCGAACGCAUCCUCGUCUUUGUCUUCCACUUCUUCCAAAGCCGGUGAGAGCGGAAGGACGACAGGUAGUGGUGUUGUCAGUGGUGGUGUGGUCGUCGGUGCCGGUAUUGGUGGGAAUGCCUCUAACGGUAGUGGCAUCGGUGGUAGUGGUAGUGCUAGUGUAGGUACUAGCGGUAACGCUAGCUUAUUUGAUGUCUGGGACCAGAGACAGCAGCAGCAGCAGCAGCAACAACAACAACAACAGCAGCAGCAGCAGCAACAACAACAACAACAGCAACAACAACAACAACGCGAACGCCGUACCGAUUAUCGGGCCGAAAGAACAUCGAACAGUGAAGUGUUACGAGGUGGCGGAAGCUACGCCAGCGGCAAAACUUGUUCACUGACGAUGAGUAACAACAACAACAACGGCGACGCGAGCAAUCAAAACGACUCCGGUAUCUCGAGCACCGAGAGCAAUACCACGAACGUCAACACCGUCAGCCAUAAUUCCCAUAAUAGUCUAACUCAUAGUAAUUCAACGUGCAACAGUCGUAAUCACCACGGUGUCGGUGCUGCCGGUGGUAGCGGCGGAGGUGGCGGUAGCGGUAGCGGUGGCGGCGGCGGUGGUGGUGGUGGUGGUGGUGGUGGUGGUGGUAGUGGUGGUGGUAGUAGUGGUGGCAACGGCGGUUCUAGCAGCAAAUCGACGUCAGCUAAUAGCGAAAACAGCAUUGGUUCGAGUGUAGAUCAUAUUGCGCGCAACGUGGCUAAUUCCACGAGCUGUUCCGGAAACGUCGCCCUGGGUGGAGUCAGUGUCGGUGCUGGUGGUGGUACCAAUAGUACUAGCGGUGGUCACAGUGCUAUGCCAAACGGUACGAUCAACGAGCGAAAAGACAGAAGCGAUCGGGUUCGAGGCGAUAGAGAGAGAGAAUCCAGAAAGAGAAGUAGUGCCAGCAACGGCGGCACGUCGCUCUCGGCCAUGGAUCACAAUCUCGUGAAUCUUCCUGUCUCCGAGUACAACGAUAACGCCGAUGACAACACCGUCACGACGUCUACGUGCAACGUCGAUUUGCCGGAUAGCCCCAAGUUUACCGACUACCCUAGCUACCUCGCAUAUUAUACGACAAUAAGCAGCCUGGAACAGAGACGACGUUAUAAAGCUGAAUUUAACGCGGACUACGAGGAAUACAAAAGAUUGCACGCUCAAAUGGCGAUGGUCUCGGGACGUUUCAAGCAAUUGGAGGAGCGCCUGAAGGAAGAGGAAGCGAUGGGCAAUGUAGAGGGAUGCAAGGAGGUCAAACGGCAAAUUCUCAUGGAGUAUAACGAAACGAAGCGCGAUCCGAUGCAAAGAGAAACGAAACGUCGUUUCCAUUAUCUGCACGAAAAGUUGAGCCAUAUAAAGAGACUGGUACUAGAGUACGAUACGCUAAACAGUAGCGGAAGCAUGAUGCUCAUGACGGUGAUGGCCAAUCGCAAGAUGGGUGACACGGGCGAAAUGGAUACUAUACAUUACUGACAUACGAUGAAAAGGCCGGCUUUCUUUGACUACGUCUGUUCUCGGUUGUCGGUACGCUACAGUCGCGACUUGGUUCUUGUCGCAGAAUUUGCAUUUUCUCGGCAAAGUUGCAAGGCUGAACUUCUUAACGGUCCUUAUGGUUCCUGGAUUAAUUAUCGCCGAAAAACUAAACUUAACUGAACUGAAUGGGGGUUGCGCGACUCGAAAACGAACGCCGUUCGACGAAUCCUCCUGCCUGUAUUACGAGAAUCGAUAGGGAGAACGCGUUUCCAAUUUUAUUCUCCAGUUUUUCGACUUUCUCCAUUUGCGCAGAGAGCACAUCGCGACGAGCGCGCGCGAUCGAACUGGCGUUUUGAAUUCGACCAAUGCUAGCUUCUCGGUUUAUCGCAGAUUAUAUAAAACACGAAAAGGCUGACGACAAUCGGUACGUUUAAAUGGCAAAGAUGCAAAAUAAAAAAGAAAAGAAAAAAAAAAACACA
Molecule: messenger RNA, 3160 nt
Organism: Vespula pensylvanica (western yellowjacket)
Lineage: Eukaryota; Metazoa; Arthropoda; Insecta; Hymenoptera; Vespidae
Gene: Su(Tpl)
Product: RNA polymerase II elongation factor Ell-like
Exons: 10
Coding region: 69-2681 (870 amino acids)
Biological process (GO): snRNA transcription by RNA polymerase II; transcription elongation by RNA polymerase II; positive regulation of transcription elongation by RNA polymerase II
Cellular component (GO): transcription elongation factor complex
Molecular function (GO): cis-regulatory region sequence-specific DNA binding
Source: RefSeq, a predicted model, not a curated record